Amphiprion ocellaris (clown anemonefish) is the source of this 457-nucleotide messenger RNA. It is a transcript of the gene cops9, whose product is annotated as COP9 signalosome subunit 9. The record is from RefSeq and is a predicted model, not a curated record. NCBI's taxonomy places the organism in Eukaryota, Metazoa, Chordata, Actinopteri, Pomacentridae. The coding region runs from base 119 to 292 and encodes 57 amino acids. The transcript is spliced from 3 exons. Gene Ontology annotation, biological process: negative regulation of protein neddylation.
UAGCGUCGCACGUAUUUGUUUUGUUUACGAACACCGGCCGAACACUUCUAGUUAGCGUAGCUAGCUAGCUACAAACUCCAUUUAGACGAACUGUUGGUGAAACUGUUACUGGAACAAAAUGAAGCCUGCGGUGGACGAGAUGUUUCCAGAAGGAGCGGGUCCCUACGUGGAUUUAGACGAGGCAGGAGGCAGCAGCGGCCUGCUGAUGGACCUGGCAGCCAAUGAAAAAGCAGUGCACUCGGAUUUCUUUAAUGAUUUUGAGGAUCUGUUCGAUGACGAUGACCUGCAGUGAUGACGGCGUCUCAACACCUGCGCCAUUCUGUCAACAUGUACGUAGAAGAAAUGAAGAAAACCGUCUUAUUCCCGCUGAACGUUCUCUUAUUUAUACAGCCUCUCUUGUAUAAGUCACUCGGCACCAUACUGAAAUAAAGCCUUUUUGUUUUCACUAAAAAAAAAA